Molecule: messenger RNA, 5205 nt
Organism: Penicillium odoratum
Lineage: Eukaryota; Fungi; Ascomycota; Eurotiomycetes; Eurotiales; Aspergillaceae
Exons: 4
Coding region: 1-5205 (1734 amino acids)
Biological process (GO): mitotic spindle organization; microtubule-based movement
Molecular function (GO): ATP binding; microtubule motor activity; microtubule binding
Source: RefSeq, a predicted model, not a curated record
AUGACGGUCUCACCGCCAGGGUCACCAUCAGGUGCUCCCCCGCGACCCAUCAGCGCGGUGAUGCGCACACCUCGCAGCAAUAGUCGCAUGAGUAUGAGCAGCAGACAAGGUGGAAGCCGAGCCUCAGAUGAGGAUGGCAAAACCGCCGUCAAUGUUGCUGUCCGAGUUCGACCUCCACUUAAGCCGACCGACCCCGGAUACGAGUUGAUUCCCCAGAGAUUCCAGCGCCCCAUGGUUCACGUUACAACUCCCACCAGCUUAGCCGUGGAUGUGCCCCAAGGACGCAAGCUGUUCGUCUUUGAUCGCGUGUUCCCGGAGACGGUAGAUCAGGAUGGUGUUUGGGAGUAUCUGAGUGAUAGUGUCAACUCCUUCCUUCAGGGAUACAACGUUUCGAUUCUGGCCUACGGUCAAUCCGGUGCGGGAAAAUCUUAUACGAUGGGCACAUCAGGCCCCGGCGAACAAGGCAAUGAGGAUGCAAUGGGUAUUAUCCCCCGCGCAGCACAGCUCUUGUUUGAUACAUUGGACGGCCCGGCCAAGCACACCCGAAAUAGUUCCAAUUCAACCACCACUGGCCUCCGAACUCCGCAGCGGUAUUCGAUGAGCUCCGCCGCGAGCUUUGGAAAGUUGAACUUGGAGAAGACCUGGCAGCUAAAGGCUACCUACGUCGAGAUCUACAACGAGCAUCUCCGAGAUCUACUCCUGCCGGAUUCGACCCCCACCAAUGAUCGCAGCAAUGUCAGCAUUCGCGAAGACGCUAAAGGACGCAUUCUUCUCACAGGCCUGCACCAAGUGAACAUCAACAGCUUCGAUGACCUGAUCGGUUGCUUGAACUUCGGUUCUACCAUCCGUCAGACUGAUUCUACCGCCAUUAACGCCAAGUCAUCUCGAUCGCAUGCGGUGUUCAGCUUGAACCUCGUCCAGCGCAAGAACUCCGGUCAGCCUUCCUCGCCAAAAGAAAAGCGCAUGUCUAUGCCUGUGGAUUCCUUCUCGAACGGCGAAUCUGUAACAGUGGAUAGCAAGCUUCACUUUGUUGAUUUGGCAGGUAGUGAACGGUUGAAGAAUACUGGAGCAUCCGGAGAACGCGCCAAGGAGGGUAUCUCUAUUAAUGCUGGUCUUGCCGCCCUUGGCAAGGUUAUUUCUCAGCUCUCCUCUCGCCAGUCCGGGUCCCACGUUUCUUACCGUGACUCCAAACUGACCCGUCUGUUACAAGACUCACUAGGUGGCAAUGCUAUCACCUACAUGAUUGCCUGUGUGACUCCGGCCGAGUUCCACUUGAGCGAGACUCUCAACACUGUUCAGUACGCCCAGCGUGCUCGCGCCAUCCAAAGUAAGCCACGCAUCCAGCACAUUGCGGACGAUAGCGACAAGCAGGCUUUGAUUGAGCGUCUCAAGGCCGAGGUUGCUUUCCUUCGUCAGCAAAUCCGCAAUACGGAGGCGUCGGACCGCCGCGAAACCGUCUCCACCGAGCGCAAUGAGCGGAAGAACGAACUUGAGAUACAGUUGCAGAAUCAGCUGCUUGAUGUUCAGGAGAGCUACAAUGCCUUAAGCCAACGUCACACCAAGCUAAUUUCGACAUUGGCAAGCGAUUCGAAAAACACAGAGGCCGAUGAUGCCACUGCUGACCUCGGAAAAGAUUCGAUUGAGCGUAUGCAACGUUCGCGAUCAUUCGCCGAGUCUGUUGAGCAAGUUGUUCUGGAAUACGAGAAGACAAUUCAAAGCCUGGAGGCAUCGCUUUCCGAUACACGUUCCUCGUUAUCUUGCUCUGAAAGCCUUCUUCUGGAGCGUGAAACCAAGUGCACCUACGUUGAGACGGUCAAUGCGCAGCUCCAAUCUCGUAUACAGAAGCUUUUGGACCGGGAGGUCAGCAACGAGACCUACCUGCACGAGCUUGAAUCGAAACUUGACGGUGCCUCUACUGGAGAGGAAAAGCAUGCUGCAAUCGUGGCUGAACUACGCAAGGAGCUCAGCCGCGCUCGCGAGAAUGAAGGUGCCUGUGAAGAAUACAUCUCUACGCUGGAGGACCGUCUUGCCGAAGCCGACCAGGAUAUGGAGCUAAUGCAGCGGGAGGUGGUUCGACUAGAGCACGUUAUUCAUCGCCAGCGGGGUCUGGGUACGCUGGAUAACUUGCUUCAUGACCUGGAUAACCGUCAUAACCUUCCCGAGGGACUGGACGGUGCCAACGGUGAUGUCGCUCAUAAUCAUACAGGCAAACUCUCCCACAGACACACCCCGUCAUUGGAUGUUCUGAACGAGGCCGCGGAGACCGCUAUUCCCGGGUCGGACGAAGACUUGGUCGAGCCCAUCCCGGAAGAAGAGGAAGGGGAAGCUACCCCCGAGACUGACGACUCAAAAUCAUCUAGUGAUGACCUGGAGGUUCUCGAAAAUCUGACCAACAAGCUCGAGGCCCGUCGCAAUGAGGCCCUUCGCGAAGAGCCUCUCCACAGUCCUGCGCAAUCCAAGUUUGUCGCCGACAAGCUUGAGACCGUUACCCAGGAGCUCUUUGACCUCCGACUCACCCAUGAGACCGUCAUGACUGACUACGAGAUGCUCGAGGCCAAAUACGAAGAGGCCUUGAAGGCUCUUGUUGAGCUUCGUCAGGACAAGGCUGAUGAAGCCCGCCACCCCGCUCCCGCCGUCCAGAACGAGGCCUCUCGGCCUGUUUCUUUUUUAGAGAACGGAGACGCUCCGGUCUCGAAGCUUGGAGCACAACAUUCAUUCUCGCAAUCACUCUCGUCGGAAUUGUCCUCGGCCGGUGGCUCUGCUGCAGUGCUCGAGGCUUCUGAGAUGUCCAAAUUGGAGAACGAUUCCGUACCUGUGACACCUGUCAGUUCCACUGCUACUGCCCAGCAGGACAGUGAGGAAGUUGAGCACAUGCGCAACAUCAUUGCUGAGCACAAGGUGGGCGCUGACCUGAUGGCUCAGAAAUAUACUGAGCUCCAGGCCGAGCAUGAAGAAAUUCUUGGAAUUGUUGAGAAGCUAAAGGCCGAGGCCGAGGCUCAGCGGACUAAGAGCAGCUCUCCUACUACCCCCGGUUUCAAGAUGAUCCGCCGCAUGACCAGCCAGAAUCUUCUUUCUGGUGUGGACCGUGCCCACCGUUCCCUUACUGCCCUUCGGAUCAUUGCCAACGAGGAGUUUGCUGACAGGCCCGACACUUUCCAGAGCUUCGAGACUCAUCUAGAUGCUACAAUGCACGAAUUGGCCACCCGCAUGGAGCGUCUCCAGUCCCUAGAGGCCGAGAACCAAAGCGUUAAGAGAGAGAUGGAAAUGAAGGCUACCAUCAUCUCCGGUCUGACCCGUGAGCGAUCCAGCUUGUCAGGUGCCUCGUCAGUUGACAUGGCGCUUGUCAACCAGCUUCGUGACCAGAUCGUCAACCAGGAGAUCCAGAUCAACGAGCUUCGGGAAGCCCACGAGGCCCGCGAGAAGGAGCUCAUGGCUGAGAUUGAAACUCUCAACGAACUUCUGAAGAGCCAGGAGAUGGCUACCAAGGCCAUGGAUGUUGGAGCCGAGGAGCAAGACAAGCGGAUUUAUUUGUUGGAGGGUGAAUUAUCGGCGUGGAAGGGCAAGCACCAAGCUGCCCACGAGUCCCUACAGUACUCGCAGAACCAACUCACCACCACUCUUGCAGAACUGGAGACUUCCCUUGCUGCCGUCGAAUCGCUGCGUGCUGCCGCUUCCGGUAACAGCAAUGCCGACAAGGAUGCCGCUGCCAAAGAGCUUGAGAGCGAACGGGCCAAGCAGGAGGAGCACGUGAAUAGCCUCACCAAGGUCCUUGACGAGCACAAGGCUACCAUCGCAACCCAAUUAGAGACCAUUUCUGCUCUGGAGAAGUCGCACGCUGCUGCUAAGGCGCAGUUGAUCGCUCAAGAGAAUGGCGAGGUCAUUGCCACUGGUGCGCCCGAUGCGGCCAAGGUUGCUGAGCUUGAGCAGCUGAUCGCAUCCCACCGAUCUGCCAUCGACUCACAGCAGUCGGACCUGCAAUCGAUGCAGGAAACUCACAGUCGAGAAAUGGCCGAGCUUGAAGAACGGACCAAGGCUGCUGCUCAGGCCGAACACGAGUCGCAAUUAGCUGAGAGGGAUGCCAGAUAUGACGAGUCGAUGGCAGCUCUGCAAAAGGACAUUGAGGAGUCUCGUGAAGAGCUGCUGAGUCUACUCAAGGCCGUUUCGGGUCUGCUCAGCUCCGAUGUCACCGCUGAUAACUUGGCAGACCAGAUCCAAGAUGUUCUAGCUCAGAAGCAGCACUUCUCUGAGAAGUACGUUGAGUUGAUGGAAGCCAACGAGAAUCUUCGCAAGCAACUCAAUGCCGGUGGCUCCAACAGCACCGAGCUUGAGGAACUUACAAAGAAGAGCACCACACAGGACGCCAAGGUUAACGAGCUGGCUCUCUUGGUUGCUACACUAGAGGAUACCCUUCUUCAGAAAGAAGAGCAAGUGAAGAAAAAGGAUGCUCUGAUCGAGGAGAUUUCUAUUGAGAAGCAGAAGAGUGUCCGUCUGGUCGAGGAGCUCGAGGAGCAAAUCACCAGCAGCUUUGACCAACACCACAACCGUCUAUCUGUUAUCCAACAGGAGCGUGACAGCGCCCUCGAGGAUGCCAAAGCUCGUGUUGUUGUUCUGGAGCAGGAAAUCGAAACCUACCAGGUCCGGAUCGAACAACUUGAGCUUCAAAUUAAAAACAAUGGCACCCAGGACGGCUUCCAUGACCGCAGCAGCUCCAUGACCUCCAACCUCCGCAAGAGCUCAUCCGCGGCAUCUCUGCCCUCGCCUCCACCCGCCAUUCCCCUCCCUCCUCUUCCCACCAUUGCUGCCCAGUCAAAUGGCAGCGUAUCCCCUCCCAGCUCUCGCCAUGCUAGUAAGGAGCUGGUCAAUGCCCAGAUUGUCGAGGACCAAGAAGCUCGCAUCCGUACCAUCGAGAAGCACCUGUACGCCGAGAAGCAGCUGACUGCUACCCUGGAAGAGGCACUCGGUGACCUAGAAGCCCAGAGCAGCAAGGUCAAGACCGAUUGCGAAGCCUGGAAGAAGAAGGCAUGGGCUCUUGACGAUGAGUUGUCCACACUCCGCAAGGAGCGCAACUCCGCCCGCCUUUCGCUGCAAGCCGUCGAGGAAGAGCGCAGUGCCCGCAAGGAAGCUGAAGCUGCCCGUGCCCAGCUAGAAGAGCGGAUGAACGCACUAAACAAAAAGAAGAAGAAGAGUACCCUCAACUGCUUCUAA